This is a messenger RNA of Didymodactylos carnosus, 594 nucleotides long. NCBI's taxonomy places the organism in Eukaryota, Metazoa, Rotifera, Eurotatoria, Philodinida, Philodinidae. The record is from the annotation of a GenBank genome assembly.
AUGGCUACUACUGCUCUUGUUUCUUAUUCAGUCUCAACAAAUACCACUCGAUCACCAAGAACACCUCGUAAUAAACGUCGAAACUGGCGUCGUAUCAUUGCACGAUCAAAAAAUUUAUCUCCUCCAAUAUUACAACCACAACAAUUUUCUCCACUUUGCAGACAACCUUAUGAAUAUUUGGUACCAGUUUAUGAACCUAUUUCAUUUUUACGAGCAAAUCACUGUGCAUCCUUUCAAUACCAAACUCCUCAACAACAACAACAACAACAGAUACUAACAUCAUCCGCGUCAUUAAUAUUACCUGACGUUAUCACUGACUGUAAUCUUUCAUCAGUACGUCGUACACUUCAGUUUGAUAAUACGCCGUCUGAAUUUACAUCGUCAUGCAAACAAAUAGCGCAUGCACUCCGUUUAGUUGCCGAUCAAGUUGAUCGAAAAUAUUGUCAAGAAGAAAUAUUUAAUAAUGGAUUAACAAAAAUGUCUAUACGAAUUGUUAUACGUUUACCACACAUUCGAACAUACAUUAACGCGUUAUGGUCAAGGUUCUAUUUACAAUCAUUUAUAAAUUUAUUAUUCGGUUCAAAAUCGUUUUAA